GUUGACAGCGGCUGCGGUGGAACCGGGCGGGCGGCGGGAGUCGGCGCCUCGGGUUCCUGCCUCGCGUCCCUAGGCGGCGGCGGCCGGGCGUCCCGGGAUGGCCUUCAUGGAGAAGCCGCCAGCCGGCAAGGUGCUGCUGGACGACACGGUGCCGCUGACAGCAGCCAUCGAGGCGAGCCAGAGCCUGCAGUCCCACACGAAGUCAUUCUUAUCAGUGCCUUCCUUUGCAAGCACCAAGGAUGUACAGGGGGAAGUUAAAGUUGACUCCUCUUCAGAAGAGAUGACAGUGGCCCUUCAUUUGUGGUUUGAAACUUUUGACUUAGGAGUAUGGAACAAGUGCUUUAUCUUUGGUAAAUACUUGGACCUCAGGAGGAGGAGAGUUUCUUCAGAUUGACCAUUUAGUCUCCAGCUCACCUUGCGGACAACCACAUUUAGGGAAUAUAUUAUUCGAGUGCAAAGAGGAAUUUCUGUGGAAAACAGCUGGCAGAUUGUUAGAAGAUACAGUGACUUUGAUUUGCUUAACAACAGCUUACAGAUUGCAGGCCUAAGUCUACCUCUUCCUCCCAAAAAAUUGAUUGGUAACAUGGAUCGUGAAUUCAUAGCUGAAAGGCAGAAAGGUCUUCAGAACUAUCUCAACGUGAUCACAACAAAUCAUAUCUUGUCUAAUUGUGAGCUGGUUAAGAAGUUUUUAGAUCCAAACAACUAUUCCGCAAACUAUACUGAGAUUGCCUUGCAACAGGUUUCCAUGUUCUUCCGAUCAGAACCAAAGUGGGAGGUGGUGGAACCUUUGAAAGACAUAGGUUGGAGAAUAAGGAAGAAAUAUUUCUUGAUGAAGAUUAAAAAUCAGCCAAAGGAACGGCUAGUGUUAAGCUGGGCUGACCUUGGCCCAGACAAGUAUUUGUCAGAUAAAGAUUUUCAGUGUCUAAUCAAACUUCUGCCUUCUUGUUUGCACCCUUACAUCUAUCGGGUUACCUUUGCCACAGCUAAUGAAUCCUCAGCGUUGCUAAUUAGGAUGUUUAACGAAAAGGGAACAUUGAAGGAUCUGAUCUACAAGGCAAAACCAAAAGACCCAUUUCUAAAGAAGUACUGCAACCCUAAGAAGAUUCAGGGCCUGGAACUCCAGCAAAUAAAAACAUAUGGACGGCAAAUAUUAGAGGUACUGAAGUUUCUUCACGACAAGGGAUUCCCUUAUGGGCAUCUUCACGCCUCCAAUGUGAUGCUCGAUGGGGACACUUGCCGGCUGCUAGACCUUGAGAAUUCCUUAUUGGGCCUGCCUUCCUUCUACCGAUCUUAUUUUUCACAAUUCAGGAAAAUCAAUACAUUGGAAAGUGUGGAUGUCCACUGCUUUGGCCACUUACUGUAUGAAAUGACUUAUGGACGACCGCCAGACUCGGUGCCUGUGGACUCCUUCCCUCCUGCCCCGUCCAUGGCUGUGGUGGCCGUGUUGGAGUCUACGCUGUCUUGUGAAGCCUGUAAAAAUGGCAUGCCUACCAUCUCCCGGCUCUUACAGAUGCCAUUAUUCAGCGAUGUUUUACUAACCACUUCUGAAAAACCACAGUUUAAGAUCCCUACAAAGUUAAAAGAGGCAUUGAGAAUUGCCAAAGAAUGUAUAGAGAAGAGACUAAUUGAGGAACAGAAACAGAUUCACCAGCAUCGAAGACUGACAAGAGCUCAGUCCCACCAUGGAUCUGAGGAGGAAAGAAAAAAAAGAAAAAUUUUAGCUCGAAAGAAGUCAAAACGAUCUGCUCUUGAAAAUAGUGAAGAGCAUUCAGCGAAGUACAGCAACUCCAAUAAUUCAGCAGGAUCUGGGGCCAGCUCACCUCUCACGUCCCCGUCAUCGCCAACUCCACCCUCUACAUCAGGGAUAUCUGCAUUACCUCCACCUCCUCCACCUCCACCACCACCACCACCAGCAGCUCCCCUGCCUCCUGCGAGCACCGAGGCACCUGCGCAGCUCUCGUCUCAGGCUGUGAAUGGCAUGAGCCGAGGGGCCUUGCUCAGCUCCAUCCAGAAUUUCCAAAAAGGAACUUUGAGGAAAGCCAAAACCUGUGAUCACAGUGCUCCGAAGAUCGGCUGAAGCUUCCUGUUUACACUUGGAGGGAAAAGUUCUUUUUUAUUCCUACUCACCCCUACCCCCCAAACUACCCUCUUCCUGGGAAAGUAAUUGCUGAGCCAGUACAGCCACAAACAGUACUAUUUUGCAGAUGCUCAUGUAAGAAGCUUUUCAAGAGAGAAAUAAUUCUUUAAGCAGAAUAAAGUUAGGCUGGCAUUGCUCCCUUAAGAUCUUGCUCCUUUAUUAACCCUGUAAAGGAGUCUUGUUUAUCCUCUAAUGGCCAGGCUUUUGGGACAGCAGCAUAUUGAAAUAUUUUCACCAACUAAAGGAAAUAGACAGAAAAACAAUGACAAUAUUCAAUCACAGCAGUAAAUGGCCUUUGUGUUGCAAUCCCUUCUACCCCAUUAGACAGCUCCUAGAAACAUUCCUCUUACAGUUCAUUUCUCUAAAGCAUUUUCUGAUUCUUAGAUAACUCCAAUUUUUGCUACCUUUAUCUUAGACAUUAACACUAUAGCCCAAAGCAUAGUUACUUUGCUAAAUCAGAAAGCAACUGAGUUCUUUGUUUUCCUCUCAAAUAGAAUGGGGAACGUUCACAACAUUCUCUUAAGUUAACAGGAAUACCAUUGUGGUUAUAGAACUCAGGACUGCUAAAGCAACUACUCUAGACCCAUAGUUCUUUUUAGUUAGAAUGUAUUGAAACAGACAAAAAUAUUAACAUCAGAAAAAGCUCUUGCCAAUUAGAGGAUCUUCUUAAUCCUCAGCAAUUAAGUUUGGGGUUUGAGGGGGGCAGGUCAUUGUUACAACAGAAGUAAAUUUGGCAUCUAUAGAAAUCAAUUAUGAUUUUUGAAAGAUUUAUCUAAAUAUAUCAAUAUAGCAUCUCUUUAAUGUUAGUCAUUAGAAAGAUCCUUUAUCCUGAUUUGCUUAAACCUUUCAAUAAAUUGCACUUUAAAGGAUUAUAAAUAAUCCAUUUAAAAAUUCAAGUACACACAUCAGUGUUGGUUACUAUGCAGAGAAUGUCAUUGUGUAUAGUUUCAUGUAAUCUGUGAUGUCAGCUGUAUUUUUUAUUAAAAUCAUGUCAAGAAAA
Molecule: messenger RNA, 3137 nt
Organism: Pan troglodytes (chimpanzee)
Lineage: Eukaryota; Metazoa; Chordata; Mammalia; Primates; Hominidae
Gene: PXK
Product: PX domain containing serine/threonine kinase like
Exons: 19
Coding region: 584-2077 (497 amino acids)
Biological process (GO): endosome to lysosome transport; early endosome to late endosome transport; protein phosphorylation
Cellular component (GO): late endosome; plasma membrane; early endosome
Molecular function (GO): ATP binding; protein kinase activity; phosphatidylinositol binding
Source: RefSeq, a predicted model, not a curated record